This is a messenger RNA of Ictalurus furcatus (blue catfish), 679 nucleotides long. RefSeq names its product fibroblast growth factor binding protein 1b (gene fgfbp1b). Lineage: Eukaryota; Metazoa; Chordata; Actinopteri; Siluriformes; Ictaluridae. The record is from RefSeq and is a predicted model, not a curated record. Gene Ontology annotation, biological process: cell-cell signaling. Bases 40 to 645 code for a protein of 201 amino acids. Gene Ontology annotation, molecular function: growth factor binding. The transcript is spliced from 2 exons.
CGUGCAUCACCUCACUUUUACUGACCUCUCGGAGAAAAGAUGCGGCUCUGCAGAAAUCUCGCGAUGUUUCUGCCGCUCUUCUGGCUCGUGCCGUGCGACUCGGCAGGUCGUGAAAAAGGGACGGAACGAAAGAACGGUGAAACCGAGGACGGAGUCGCGUUCAAAGGGAAAAUCCCGGGACGGGAAACAUCAUGCACGUGGACUGCAAGCGGAGAGACGCACUACACGCUGAAAGUCACGUGCCUGGUCUGGAGGAAGGGGAAGUCUAGCCGCCGAUACACCUGUGAGUACACCGCCGAGCCCUCGCUGUGCCGCCGGUUCGUCACGAAGCCCAACGUAUUCUGGAAGGAUAUUUCGCGCAUGCUCAAUCGGCAUAAGCGGCACGUGUGCAAGGACGCUCACAAGACUAUCGGAGUGCGCAUGUGCAAAAGCGCGCCCGAAGGCGCUCACUUCAGGCUCGUCAGCCCAAUGAUGGAAAUUCCCAUGACGACCCCCUCGGUGAGCACGGGACGUCCGGAGGACACGCCCACAACGGUGUGCACGCAGCGCGCCGAUCAUCGAGAGCUCGCGCGAGGAAAGUGUGGAGACGCGUGGGCGAGCUUUUGCGACUUACUGUUCAGUAUAGUCCAGAGUGAAGACUGCUGAGCGCGCGCGCGUGUGCGUGCGUGUUGGGAACCAA